Molecule: messenger RNA, 1346 nt
Organism: Osmerus eperlanus (European smelt)
Lineage: Eukaryota; Metazoa; Chordata; Actinopteri; Osmeriformes; Osmeridae
Product: staphylococcal nuclease domain-containing protein 1-like
Biological process (GO): mRNA catabolic process
Cellular component (GO): nucleus; cytosol
Molecular function (GO): RNA binding; nuclease activity
Source: RefSeq, a predicted model, not a curated record
UCACUUCAAUGGCAAACGCGGAAAAGUAACGGUUUGACGUGUGUAUACAUGGUACCGUGUGUUUCCGGUAUAACGUGUGUGUUCAACGGUCUACAGUCCUUUCCUUUCCUUUUGGCGUUCAGUAGAACAGUCACUUAAGACUCCCGGCUCCUUCUCCCUAAACGGUGUAUCUAAAUCAGCGGACAUGGCAACUUCUGUAUCGGCUCAAGCUCAGGCUAAUACCGCUUCGACCUCGCCACCGCAGAGAGGAAUUGUCAAAAUGGUCCUGUCAGGAUGUGCCAUAAUCGUGAGGGGGCAGCCUCGGGGCGGGCCCCCCCCGGAGCGCCAGAUCAACCUGAGCAACAUCCGCACUGGGACCCUGGCCCGCAGAGCCGCUCAGAGCCAGCCGGACGCCAAGGACACCCCUGACGAGCCCUGGGCCUUCCAAGCCAGAGAGUUCCUGCGAAAGAAGCUGAUUGGCAAAGAGGUGUGCUUCAGAGUGGCAAGCAACCCCAGCUCAGUCAGGGAGUACGGAAGUGUCUACCUGGGUAAAGACACGACUGGAGAGAACAUUGCGGAGACUCUGGUGACCGAAGGCUUGGCUACUGUCCGCAGGGACGGAUUCAGAGGCAACAACCCAGAGCAGGCCAGACUGGGGGAGCUGGAGGACCAGGCGAGGGCUGCUAAGAAGGGCCAGUGGGCCGAGGGCAGCGGCUCUCACACCGUCCGGGACCUCAAGUACACCAUCGAGAACCCCCGCAACUUUGUCGACUCCAUGCACCAGAAACCUGUCAAUGCCAUCAUCGAGCACGUCAGAGAUGGGGGUGUGGUUCGAGCUCUGCUGCUGCCUGACUGUUACCUGGUCACUGUCAUGCUGUCUGGUGUCAAGCUGUCAUCUCCACUUUCCUGUGCUACUGAGCUCUCUAAGUGUGUCCCACCAUCAGGCCGCGAGGCUGACGGCACUGAGACCCCGGAGCCGUUUGCAGCCGAGGCCAAGUUCUUCACAGAGUCUCGUCUGCUGCAGAGGGACGUCCAGAUCAUCCUGGAGAGCUGCCCCAACCAGAUCAUCCUGGGAACCAUCCUCCACCCGAACGGCAACAUCACAGAGCUGCUUCUGAGAGAGGGCUUCGCCCGCUGUGUGGACUGGUCCAUGGCCGUCUACACCCAGGGAGCAGACAAGCUCCGCGCUGCAGAGAGAUCUGCCAAAGAGCGUAAGGUGCGUAUCUGGAAGGACUACGUCGCUCCCACAGCCAACCUGGACCAGAAGGACAGACAGUUCAUAGCCAAGGUACGCUGGUGUCAACAUAGACCACAAGAACUGGAGUCUGCUCCCCUCCCCUCCUCUCCUCCUUGCUGAGACUGGAGUC